UGGAAGAUGGUUCAAAAGUGGCUGAUAUUAAAAUGAAAAUGUGUGCUGUGGCUGAACAAUGCGUUGGGGGCUCAAUCAACUUUGGAGUUGCCCAAACUCGAAUUACCAGCAAGUGUUGCACCUCUGAUCUUUGCAACUUUCAAGAUGCCCCUGAGGGCAGCAUCUCCUCUCCAAAUGGGAAAAAGUGCUUCCAAUGUGAUGGAAUCGAUUGCACAAAAACUCUAAAAUGCAAUGGAAAUGAGGACUACUGUAUCUCAACAGCAGUGACUGUAGAAGGGAAGAAGGUGACUGUAAAGGGCUGCGCCUCCAAGCUGAUUUGCUCAGAGACGCAAUCUGCACAGAUCUCAGCAAUUAUUGGAGAAGAAAUCAACUGCUGCCAGGGUGACCUUUGCAACAGUGCCAGGAUGACAACAACAUCACAGCCCAGCAGGACAACUGCUGGCACAACAGCAACAACAUCACAGCCCAGCAGUACAACUGCUGGGACUACAGCUGUUGGCCUUCUGCUUUUUGUGACACCGCUGAUCUCUUUGGUCUUGUUCUCUUAGCUGAUGGAAACAACAACAUCACAGCUCAAAUUUACUUCUAAACUUCACAAUGCCUUCUCACGUAUCUCCAGAGCUUAAAAAAAUAGAAAUUUAUGUAGCUAAACAUUAUUUUGAGUUUUU
Oreochromis aureus is the source of this 668-nucleotide messenger RNA. Its product is annotated as urokinase plasminogen activator surface receptor-like. The record is from RefSeq and is a predicted model, not a curated record. The coding region runs from base 33 to 548 and encodes 171 amino acids. Lineage: Eukaryota; Metazoa; Chordata; Actinopteri; Cichliformes; Cichlidae. The transcript has 4 exons.